UGAGUCGGUGACUUGACUUUUUGACCCCGGCCCAUGCCAUGUCGCUAAGGUUGUGGAAAGUAGUUGCGAAAUAGUUCGCGAAAAUGAAGAAAGUAGUUGCGAAGGUUGCGAUUUCUUCCUAAACAACGAAAAGUUGCGAAAAAAGUGGCGAGCAUCUUUGGGUAAGGGCUACCAGGGACGGGUGUGAGCUAGGACUAGUAGUAGUACUAGUAGGAGGACAGGAGGAGCGAACGAGGUGACACCGCAUGCCAUGGAAAGACAGACGAUGUAGAUCUACUUAUGCAGUUAUGGAGCGUGCGCCCCGAUGAGAACAGUCAGCCUGUUUACAUGUUGUUGGUUUAGCUCAGACGAACCAGUUGGUUUUAUCCGCUGCUCGUCUUGCAAGCCUUGUUGCUCGUGCUCCGACUCCCUGUCACAGUGGAGCAUACCACCUGGCGUCUGCAACAAUGUCUUCUCCUACUGGCAGCUGCUCUGGAACGCUGGACGGCCAUUACGACUACGUGGUGGUGGGUUGCGGCGGUAUUGGCAGCGGAACGCUCUACUGGUUAGCACGGACCUUGGGACAGACGAAACGAAUUCUGGGUCUGGAGCAGUUUGAGCUGGGACACUCCAAUGGCGGCUCUCAGGAUUACUCGCGUAUAGUGCGUCUGACAUACCAUGUGGAGGCGUACACAAAGCUGGCCAGGGAAGCUAUGGACGCAUGGCACAUAGUGGAGCAGGAAGCCGAGCAUAAGCGUGUCGAUCACUGCGGAAGCAUACAGCUCACAGAGAAAGGCAGUCCAUUCAUGGUUGACACGGUGCAGGCAGCCAUCAAACAAGGCAUGAAGUACGAACACCUGACUGGCAGCGAGUUUAACCGACGCUACCCACAGUUCAACGUGGACGACUCCGUUGAGGCUCUGAUCGAUCCCGAAGGUGGCUUGGUGGAUGCUGCACAGGCUAAUGCUGUUCACGUAGCGCUGGCUCGGCAGCGUGGAGCAACGGUUGUUGACAAGUGCAAGGUGUUCAGAAUACAGCAGCAGAGUGCCUCACAGUUGUAUGAGAUUUCAACAUCUUGUGGCAAGGUCACCGCCGAUAAGAUCAUUGUCACUGCAGGUGCAUGGGCAAACCAGGUCCUGGGAAAUUUUGGAGUUCACAUCCCGCUGACCAUUACGCAAGAACAGGUUCAGUAUUACGCCACACCGCACAUCCAGGACUUCCUGCCGGCAAAAUUUCCCGUCUGGAUCUGGGUGCAUGACAAUUUGAUCUUUUACGGCCUGCCCAUCCAUGGUAUCAUGGGUGUCAAGAUUGCCAUCGACUGUGGUGGUGCAGCAGUCACAGCCGACCAGAGGAGCUUCACACCAGACAAGCUCAACACAGAGAAGACAGAUGAGUUUGUUAAGAAGUUCUUUCCAAAGGCAUACGGCCCGAAGGCCCUGGUUAAGACAUGCCUCUACACAAUGCCACCGGAUCGUAACUUUGUCGUGGACACCCUGGCUGGAUACGGGCACCCGAAUGUGUCAGUCUGUGUUGGUGGUGGACAUGCCUUCAAAUUUGCAAGUGUACUUGGAAAGGUGCUCACUGAUUUGUCAACAAAAGGUCGCACUGCAACAGAUAUUGCACUAUUCUCUCUGUAUCGUGCAGCACUGACGGACCCCAAUUAUCCCGAUCUCUGCCGACAGUUUGGCAUAGAAGAUGUGGAAACCAAAAGCAAAUUAUAAAAAUCGCUCCAAAUCGUGGCAGCGCAGCAGGCAGGGCUUUAGACGGAAAAAUAGUUCCGAGAUGCAAUAAUAUGCAUUGUUUUAGGUACCUUCUCCCAUACCAUUUUCUACGUACCUUCUCCCAUACCCUUUCCUGCUGGCCUGCAUACACCCCGUACUCACCUUUUGAUUCUGUUGGCAUGGAUAGCUACCGCUGCACGCCCAUAAUUGCCGUAGCUACCCAGCUGAUAGCUUUCCUUACCAGCAUCUAGCAACUUUUCUCUCUCUCUCUCUCCUCUCUCCUUUCUCUCUCUCUCUCUCUCUCUCUCUCUCUCUCUCUCUCUCUCUCUCUCUCUCUCUCUCUCUCUCUCUCUCUCUCUCUCUCUCUCUCUCUCUCUCUCUCUCUCUCUCUCUCUCUCUAUCUCUCUCUCUCUCUCUGCAAUUAUGGCAGUCAAGUCAUAUUACCGUGUUACUUUGUGCGAUGUAAUUAUUGCAGUCAAGUUUCAACAACUACAACAUCCAUUUUCACAAUGUUUCCUUUCAGAAAACCUGUUUUAUUAUUACUAGAAUACAAAUCACAAUUAUUUGAUACUUGCUUCUUCUACAUAUUUGAGGAUAGAUUUUGACGAUCAAAGACCUGAAAAACUUGAUUGAUUUAAGGGAGUUAGCAAUGACAACAAUUUCAUAAAAGUUGGAUUUGUUUGGUCUCGGGUAUAUCACUAUAUUCUAUAAAUGGAAGUUGAUGAGAGAUCUGCCCAUCCA
Sycon ciliatum is the source of this 2441-nucleotide messenger RNA. Its product is annotated as monomeric sarcosine oxidase-like. The record is from RefSeq and is a predicted model, not a curated record. Bases 447 to 1700 code for a protein of 417 amino acids. Gene Ontology annotation, molecular function: flavin adenine dinucleotide binding; sarcosine oxidase activity. Lineage: Eukaryota; Metazoa; Porifera; Calcarea; Leucosolenida; Sycettidae. The transcript is spliced from 10 exons.